This is a messenger RNA of Protopolystoma xenopodis, 1293 nucleotides long. The record is from the annotation of a GenBank genome assembly. Lineage: Eukaryota; Metazoa; Platyhelminthes; Monogenea; Polystomatidea; Polystomatidae.
CAUAUUCUUGCUAAAUGCAACAGCAUUGAAACCUCUUUAUAUAAUGGAAGUGAUAACAUAAGUGCUGAGCUCCCAAAACCUGUGACUUCUUUUGGUGAUCUUAGGACAAAUUAUGGGUUUGAUCACAACGUUCUCGAAAAUACUGCUUCAAUGCAGUAUAACCUUCCCAGUGCCGUGCAGUCUUCAUCAAUUCCAAUUCUUCAUAAGCAAUUUCACCUAGUUGCUUGUGCUCCCACUGGGACAGGAAAAACUGCUGCAUUUCUCCUCCCAAUUAUAAAUCAGCUCGCCUCUGAAAAUAUCUCAGGAAUUCAGACUGAUUACAAGCCUUCUGAUAAGAUUUCGCCUAUGGCACUUAUCCUUGCCCCCACACAAGAGUUGCUACGACAAAUAUGGGCUGAUGCUUUGCGCUUAUCAACUGGUAUAGCAAAGCCUGGACAAAUCGUCGUUCUCUCACGAAAGCACUAUGCAAAUAGAGGAAAAUUAAGAAACAAAGGAGCUACAAGUAAAAAUGCUUAUAUCAAGGAACGUUGUUUGCCUAAGUUAACAAAAAUAAUAGUUGCCACACCUCAACGGGCUUCGUUUCUUUUCUCUCUUCCCCCCAAGGAUACACCUUUUGAUUUAAAAUCGCUCUCUUGGCUCGUUAUAGAUGAGUGUGACAAGAUGCUUGAAAGCGACUUCUAUACCCAAUUAAUAAAUAAAGAUAUCAAAAACGAAAUGAAAUCUGGGCAUCACAUCAAAUCAUUUCAUGAUCAAUUAAAACCUCUAAUAGGUUCUAUUUCAAGUCUGCUGAUAAAGAAACAUGGGUUGAGGAGAUUGACCGUGGCUCUUUUUUCCGCUACAAUUCCUACUGAGGUUCUCGAUUGGGCAAAAUAUGAGUUAGUGGAUAAACCUCUAAAAAUCACUCAUGAUAGUGAUAGGAGCACUACAUCUAAUAUAACCGAUUUCAUGCUAGUUCAUCUGCAAGUUGGCUUAAAAGAUGCUUCUGCUUCUACCGUUCGUCAGGAAUUGAAGUAUUGUGCCACGGAACAGGGUAAACUUUUAGAACUGCGGUGUAUGCUUGCUCGUGGUAUGCAGUACCCAUGCUUAAUUUUUCUCGACUCCCGCAAACGCGCCAUGGAAGUGUUUAAGGAAAUUCUUUUAUCCAACGCGGAUAUAUUAGCCAACUUUAUUUCCAGUGAAAAAACGGAGUCUCAGAGAGAAGCUAUUGUUCGAUCUUUUCGCGAGGGAAAAAUUAAUAUCCUCAUCUGCACAAAUCUCCUUGCUCGUGGGAUUGACUUCAAGGUAUGUCGAUAG